GAGGGCGAGCGAGCCUCAGAUGUAGACCUCAUGGUGCCCCAGAGGAGGGGGGAUUUCCCCCUCAAAGUGCUCCUCGCUUGGCUGCCGCAGCCGCUGAGAUUUCCCCUAGGGCUAGCCAGCGGGCGCGGGGUUAACCCUCCUCGUAGGGACCUGGCUCCACCUCCCGCACCCUUCCCCGCCCCCACGGCCACCGCCACCGCCACCGCCACGGCCACCGCCGCAUUCACGCAUCGGAAAACUCAGAAGCUCUUCUGGCUUUCGAUGUUGAGGUCCCACGGUCAGCGGAGUCGCAAUGCACCCUCCACAUCCCAGAUGAUGUCUCUGUGGAGUCUGGUUUCGAAGAUGUCCUCAGAAAAACUGAAACAGCUGUAUGUUGACUUUCCCCAGCACCUGCGGCAUCUCCUGGGUGACUGGCUGGAGAACCAGCCAUGGGAAUUCCUGGUUGGCUCAGAUACAUUCUGCCACCACAUGGCUAGUGUCCUCCUCUCAGCCACUGUCCAGCGCCUUCAGGCCUCUGCAGGAGAACAGGGGAAAGGAAGCACCGUCUUUCAGCACAUCAGCACCUUGGAGAGUGUAUAUCAGAGGGACCCCUUGAAGCUGGUGGCCAUUCUCAGACAAAUACUUCAAGGAGAGAAAAAGGCCAUUUUGGAAGAGUUCCGCCACCUGCCAGUGACCUUUCACUGGAAGCAGGAAGAACUCAAGUUUACCACAGCCCUUCGGAGAUUGCAGCACCGAGUAGGGGAGAUCCGUAUUCACCGAGAAGGUCUGCAACAGGGAACAGAGGCUGGCCAAGUGUCUCUGCGGAGCUUGAUGGGAAGUCCUGCCAAUGGGACUGAUCCAAGAGAGACCCUGGCCACAAUGCUGCAGGGGACUGUGGGGGACCUGGAGGCUGCCCAGGCCUUGGUGCUGAAGAGGAUCCAGAUUUGGAAACGGCAGCAGCAGCUGGCAGGGAAUGGUGCACCCUUUGAGGAGAGCCUAGCAGCACUGCAGGAGAGGUGUGAAAGCCUGGUGGACAUUUAUUCCCAGCUGCAGCAGGAGGUAGGGGCAGCCAGUGGGGAGCUUGAGCCCAAGACCCGGGCAUCACUGCUAAGUAGGCUGGAUGAAGUCCUGCGAACCCUUGUGACCAGCUCUUUCUUGGUGGAAAAGCAGCCCCCCCAGGUUCUGAAGACUCAGACUAAGUUCCAGGCUGGAGUUCGGUUCCUGCUGGGCUUGCGGUUCCUGGGGACCUCAGCCAAGCCUCCGCUGGUCAGGGCUGACAUGGUGACAGAGAAGCAGGCUAGAGAAUUAAGCUUGCCCCAGGGAUCUGGGGCUGGAGCAGAGAGCACAGGGGAGAUCAUGAACAACACAGUGCCUCUGGAAAACAGCAUUCCCGGGAACUGCUGCUCUGCCUUGUUUAAGAACCUGCUCCUGAAGAAAAUCAAGCGGUGUGAGAGGAAGGGCACCGAGUCUGUCACCGAAGAGAAGUGUGCUGUGCUUUUCUCCACCAGCUUCUUGCUCGGCCCCAACAAAACCCCCAUCCAGCUCCAGACCCUGUCUUUGCCCUUGGUAGUCAUCGUCCACGGCAACCAAGACAACAAUGCCAAAGCCACCAUCCUAUGGGAUAAUGCCUUCUCCGAGAUGGACCGAGUGCCCUUUGUGGUGGCUGAGCGAGUGCCCUGGGAGAAAAUGUGUGAAACUCUGAACCUCAAGUUCAUGGCUGAGGUGGGGACCAACCGGGGACUACUACCAGAACACUUCCUCUUCCUGGCCCAGAAGAUCUUCAAUGACAACAGCCUCAGUAUGGAGGCCUUCCAGCAUCGUUCUGUGUCCUGGUCACAGUUCAACAAGGAGAUCCUGCUGGGCCGUGGCUUCACUUUCUGGCAGUGGUUUGAUGGUGUCCUGGACCUCACUAAACGCUGUCUCCGGAGCUACUGGUCAGACCGGCUGAUCAUCGGCUUCAUUAGCAAACAGUAUGUCACAAGUCUUCUCCUCAGUGAGCCAGAUGGAACCUUUCUCCUCCGAUUUAGUGACUCCGAGAUUGGGGGCAUUACCAUUGCUCAUGUCAUCCGGGGUCAGGAUGGCUCCCCACAGAUAGAGAACAUCCAGCCAUUUUCUGCCAAAGACCUGUCCAUUCGAUCACUGGGGGACCGAAUCCGGGAUCUUGCUCAGCUGAAAAACCUUUACCCCAAGAAACCCAAGGAUGAAGCUUUCCGGAGCCACUACAAGCCUGAACAGAUGGGGAAAGAUGGGAGGGGCUAUGUCCCCGCUAUCAUCAAGAUGACUGUGGAAAGGGACCAGCCCCUUCCCACUCCAGAGCCCCAGAUGCCUACCAUGGUGCCCCCUUAUGAUCUUGGAAUGACCCCUGAUGCGUCCAUGCAGCUCAGCUCAGAUAUGGUGUACCCUCCACAGUCUCACUCUAUCCCCUCAUUUCAAGACCACCCCUUUGAAGAGUCAAUCCAUGUACCGCCAGCCUUUCAGGAGCCUCACCUGCGAAUGCUCCCCAGUCUGAGUCCACUGAACCUGCCCUUUGAGCAGUCUCAGCCCCAGGGCCUGCUGCAGUGUCGGCCUCAGGAGCAUGCUGUGUCCAGCCCUGAACCCUUGCUCUGUUCAGAUGUGACCAUGGUAGAAGACAGCUGCCUAACUCAGCAGGUGGCAGGUUUCCCCCAGGGCGCCUGGCUCAAUGAAGACAUGUUGCCUCCCCUGCUGCCUCCCACUGAACAGGAUCUCAACAAGCUUCUCCUGGAGGGCCAAGGGGAAACAGGAGGGUCCUUGGGUGCCCAGCCCCUCCUGCAGCCAUCUCCCUAUGGGCAAUCUGGGAUCUCAAUGUCCCAUCUGGACCUAAGGGCCAAUCCCAGUUGGUGAUUCCCAGCUGGCAAAGCCCAGAGACAGAGCCUCUACUGUUUCCACGAACCUGCUCUGGUCAUCUGCUCUUGCAGGUGCCUCCCAUCUCCAGCUAUUCCUUGGUCAGGAGGAAGAAUAUGCUGGGAGAAUGCAUGGUGUGGAAAACCACCACACUCUUUCCUACCACACCAGUACACCAGUGUCCUCUCUUCCAGCACUUGGUGGGGGGGGUAGUGUUCAGGCCCCUGCAUGCCUGUAUCACAGAACCCACAAGAAUGAGGAUGACCAGGACAGGUUGGGCAGAAAGGGGGUUAGGUGAGCACAGUUUAGGGCACCAAAGGCUUAUGUGCUCACUGAGCCAGAGCCUAAGAUACAGAAACAGACACAUGUACAUGGUGGCACUAGAGGCCAGGGGCAGGGCACAGGCCUAAAGCAUAAGAAAGGACUUCAGGGGACACUAGGUGGGAGAAGAGGAAAGGUCUAGGCAUGUUGACUGCUGGUAUGGAUUUUGCCAAUUAAAAAACAAGUGCCCCCCCC
Molecule: messenger RNA, 3357 nt
Organism: Nannospalax galili (Upper Galilee mountains blind mole rat)
Lineage: Eukaryota; Metazoa; Chordata; Mammalia; Rodentia; Spalacidae
Gene: Stat6
Product: signal transducer and activator of transcription 6
Exons: 22
Coding region: 31-2841 (936 amino acids)
Biological process (GO): cell surface receptor signaling pathway via JAK-STAT; regulation of cell population proliferation; response to peptide hormone
Molecular function (GO): DNA-binding transcription factor activity, RNA polymerase II-specific; RNA polymerase II cis-regulatory region sequence-specific DNA binding
Source: RefSeq, a predicted model, not a curated record